CGGGUACCGCGCCGCAAAGUUUGGAGCCGCGGGCGCCGCACGCCGGUCCCGCCCGGCUCAGAUCCCUUGGCGGAGUCUCUGCUGCCGCCGCUGCCAGGGCAGGACAAAGGCUCAUUAACACGUGAUGGGACCACGCUUCAUAAAUGGGACUGGAGCGAGAGCGAGCCAGAGACAGCGCGCGAGCGGAGGGAGAGGCAGGGACCUGGAGCAGGGCGCGGCGACGGGCGCUCGUGCUGGCCCAGGCAGGCUGCCCCAGGCCGGCCAGCGCGGUCCGCGGGACGCCAGUGGGAGUGCUGGGGAACGAACCGGGCCUGCCAGAGCCCAGGGGCGCCGGUCCCGGGGGCUGUGGCGCACCGGUGCCAGAGGCCAGGGACGCGGGCGCGCAGACCGACUGACUUACUGACCGAUCGCCGCAGGCACGCCCCACUCCACCCCGCCCCGCCGCGCCCCGCGCCGCCUCCCCUGCUGGCUCUCUGCCUCUACCUUCUCCACUUCUUUUCCGCCUCCGCCUCCUUCGGGCUCCCCUGGCGCCAGAGCCUUCGCCUGGCUCAGGCGGGAGCCCUAGCUGUCUGCAGAGCUCUCAUAGAGUCGGGGGCAAAUUUCCUUGUAGCGGAGAGCCAACCCCUUGGCUGGGCGACAGGUGCCGAGAGGGAGCUUCUUGCCAGUGGACCGGGGGAUGCGAAGGCUGUAACUUCAUGAAAUCUUGCAGUAGGAGAAGCUGCUCAACCAAAGCGAGAGCUGUGCCCAGUGAAUGGAAUAACAAAUUGAUUCCCAGGGGCUUAUAAAAGCCACUCUAUCCAGUGGGAUUCCCUCCUGGCGUCUCUUCCUCAGUCACUUUGAGCCUGGCCUAAUUCAAGUCUGAGGUUAUGAAGUCAAUCCUAGAUGGCCUUGCAGACACCACCUUCCGCACCAUCACCACAGACCUCCUCUACGUGGCCUCAAAUGACAUUCAGUACGAAGACGUCAAAGGAGACAUGGCAUCCAAAUUAGGAUACUUUCCACAGAAGUUUCCUCUGACUUCCUUCAGGGGUAGUCCCUUCCAAGAGAAGAUGACAGCGGGAGACAACUCCCAGUUGGUCCCAGCAGUAGACGCAACAAACAUGACAGAAUUCUACAACAAGUCUCUCUCAUCAUUCAAAGAGAAUGAGGAAAGCAUUCAGUGUGGGGAGAACUUCAUGGAUAUGGAGUGCUUUAUGAUACUGAACCCCAGCCAGCAGCUGGCCAUCGCCGUGCUCUCCCUCACGCUGGGCACCUUCACAGUUCUGGAGAACCUGCUGGUGCUGUGCGUCAUCCUGCACUCCCGCAGUCUCCGGUGCAGGCCUUCCUACCACUUUAUCGGUAGCCUGGCGGUGGCCGACCUCCUGGGAAGUGUCAUUUUUGUCUACAGCUUUGUUGACUUCCAUGUGUUCCACCGCAAAGACAGCCCCAAUGUGUUUCUGUUCAAACUGGGUGGGGUGACAGCCUCCUUCACGGCCUCUGUGGGCAGCCUGUUCCUCACGGCCAUCGACAGGUACAUAUCCAUCCACAGGCCGCUGGCCUAUAAGAGGAUCGUCACCAGGCCCAAGGCCGUAGUCGCCUUCUGCCUGAUGUGGACUAUUGCCAUAGUAAUUGCUGUGCUGCCCCUCCUGGGCUGGAACUGCAAGAAGCUGCAAUCUGUUUGCUCGGACAUCUUCCCGCUCAUCGAUGAGACCUACCUGAUGUUCUGGAUUGGGGUCACCAGCGUGCUGUUGCUGUUCAUUGUGUAUGCGUACAUGUACAUCCUCUGGAAGGCCCACAGCCACGCAGUCCGCAUGAUCCAACGCGGAACCCAGAAGAGCAUCAUCAUCCACACAUCAGAAGACGGCAAAGUACAGGUGACCCGGCCCGACCAAGCCCGCAUGGACAUUAGGCUGGCUAAAACCCUGGUCCUGAUCCUGGUGGUGCUGAUCAUCUGCUGGGGCCCUCUGCUUGCCAUCAUGGUGUACGAUGUCUUCGGGAAGAUGAACAAGCUCAUCAAGACAGUGUUUGCCUUCUGCAGUAUGCUCUGCCUGCUUAACUCCACCGUCAACCCCAUCAUCUAUGCUCUGAGGAGCAAGGACCUGAGGCAUGCUUUCCGCAGUAUGUUCCCUUCAUGUGAGGGCACGGCACAGCCUCUAGACAACAGCAUGGGGGACUCAGACUGCCUGCACAAGCACGCCAAUAACACAGCCAGCAUGCACAGGGCCGCGGAAAGCUGCAUCAAGAGCACUGUUAAGAUCGCCAAGGUGACCAUGUCUGUGUCCACAGACACGUCUGCCGAGGCUCUGUGAGCCUGCUGCUUUUGUGGCUGCACAGGAAAGGAAAUCCUUCUUU
Molecule: messenger RNA, 2331 nt
Organism: Acomys russatus (golden spiny mouse)
Lineage: Eukaryota; Metazoa; Chordata; Mammalia; Rodentia; Muridae
Gene: Cnr1
Product: cannabinoid receptor 1
Exons: 3
Coding region: 867-2288 (473 amino acids)
Biological process (GO): G protein-coupled receptor signaling pathway
Cellular component (GO): membrane
Molecular function (GO): cannabinoid receptor activity
Source: RefSeq, a predicted model, not a curated record